AUGGAACCCCAAAAUUGUAAAACUUACUUUUCAUUAUAGUAUUAGCAAAGUCUGCAAUUGAAGGAUUUGAUAAUCUCUUGUUGACUUAAACCCAAUUUAUGACUCAGAAGAAAAAGGUUUUUUUGGAAGACAACAUAAAAUAUGGGAAGGAAAUAGAUCGAGACUAUAAUAAAUUAUAAGACAUUCUUGAUGUAAAUAAAUGAUUGAAUAGGAAGAAUUUAUAAGGGAAGAUUGAUAAAAUUAUAAAAUCUUAGGAAGAUGACUUUAUGAUUGCAUAUAGAGAAUAAAUGACAGAGGUUCAAAAAGAAUUGAAGAACAUGAAGAGAAAAAUUGAUGAGGAAGCCUUGAGAUAGAAGGCAGAUGAGAAAAAGAGAAUUCUAGAAGAAGAAAGAGAUUAUUUUAAAUAGGAAGCCUUAAGAUUAGAUAAAUUGUGUUAGGAAUAAUUGAGAACUAUCGAAGAACUCAAAUUUAAAUUAAAGAUUACCUUAGAAGAAAAGCAAUAUUACGAAGGCUUUGUGAUUGGUAUUAGCUAGUAAUAUUAAUUAGAUUCAAAAAAGGAGAAUAAGGCUUUGAAAUAUGAACUAUUGUAUUUAUAUAAACAAAAGAGCGAGGAACAAAAAGCAAUUACAAGAUUGGGUUCAGGUGGAAAUGUUGGUUAAAGAAACAAAGCAAAGAAAAUGCUGGACUUGAGGCCUAUGACCUAAGAUGGCACUCAUGUGAGUUCAACAAAAGAUGAAAUUAAUGAGGGAUCUAAACGAGGGUUUUCAUCAAUCAAAUAAACUUAAAAGACUUAAUUUUCAAGCAAACUUUAAGAGUAAGGUUCUUCUUUAAAUGAUUUUUACAAAAGAGAAUUGUCCUCUUAAUAGUAAAGUAGACAAAAUCCAGAUAUGGAAUAGGUAAUAAUUGCAAUAUAUUAGAUUGAAGAAAUCUCCAAAAAAGAUAUUAUUUCAGAUUUGAAAUAGUAAUUAUAAAAAGAAAAAUAAUAAAUUUAGCAAUUGAAAGCAGAACUUUCAAAAUAAAAUUGCUAAAGAGGAGAGUUGGAAUAAAUUUUAUUAGAAUGCAUUGCUGAAACAAAAAAAGAAGUACAUUCUCGUUAGUGCUUACAAAAACAGGUUCUGAAUCAUAGAUAUUUGGAUCUAAAUCAUAAUCCAGGAGAUAUAAAUUUUACAUAAUUCACUCACACAGAUAAAAUGUAUUUAAAAUUUAAAACAUUAGAGCAUUGUUAAGAAAGUAUAUAGAAAGAGAAGAAUUCUUGGAUUAAUUAUAUUAACUCACUUUUAAUAAUUAACUAUAAAUUACUUCAUCACUUAAAUUAAAUGAAAAAUGGAAAAUGGAUGCAGAAGAAGCAACUAAAAAAUUCAAUACCUUUAAAACCUUUAAAUAUAAGCACAUUACUAGUCAACGUACUUUAUAUAUUAUUAUCAUAGCUAUAUUAAAAACAGCACUUGUAAAGAAAAAUGAAAUAGAAUCAUUAAAUAAUUUUACAGAUAAAAUUAAAGGGUUAAAUUGA
Paramecium octaurelia is the source of this 1510-nucleotide messenger RNA. The record is from the annotation of a GenBank genome assembly. Lineage: Eukaryota; Ciliophora; Oligohymenophorea; Peniculida; Parameciidae.